AUAGUUGCUACAUCAAAACUAGAUACAAAGAAUCAAUCAGACUGACUCAGUAAAUAAAUCAAAAAUUAACUACACAUAAUUUUGUCUAUAUCCAAUAUCAUUACCUCAAAGCUAACAUUCAAAGGUUCUUAAACUAUAACCAAACCAUUAGUCAUUGAUUACAUUAUUAAACUCAUUGAUUGAUUGAUUACUAUACUUAUCACAAAACUCUCCUCAUAAAAGAUAAGGUAAAUUAAAUUAAAUAAAAUUAAUCAGAUAAAAUAAAAUAAAAUAAAAUAAAAAACCCACCAUAGUGGGGAAAAGAAUAAUAGAAAAGAAAACCCCACUUUCCAUAUUGAAUGCAAGAUACAUUGCAUGUAUUAAUCAACCAUUCAUUGUAUGGGAAUCCGUUUCCCACUUGUCUCUUACAAUAAAAACCUUCUCUUUUCCCCCUUAACAUAACAUCAUCAUCAUUUUCAUUCUUCUUCUUCUUCUUCUUUCAACAAACCUAAUUUUCUCUCUUCUUUUUUUUUGCCCUAUUUCAAUUAGGGUUUCUCAACUUUCAACGUUUUCAUCAUAUAAUCUUCAAUUACUCUUUCUUUCUUUCUUUCUUUCUUUCUUUCAUGCAUAUUUGCCUUCAAUCCUCACACAUCGAAAUCACCAUCUUCUUUUUCUUCUUUGUUGUUCUUUUUGCUCUCUUUCGAGGGUUGUUUCAUCUUUACCCAUGUCUCAAGUCUUCGGCUUUUCUGGUGAUAACUUUUGCCAUGGGGGUUCAAUAUACACAAACCCCAAGGAAGCUAGUUUCUUCCAGUCUCUUGGCCACCAAGCUGAUGUCUACUAUCCUCCUCAGAAGAGAUCACGUAUCAGCGUUCCAUUUGUUUUCGAUGGAGAAUGGUUUGAGCAGAAGCAGAAAACCUCUAUUGAAUCUUUACCAGAUGAGUGCCUCUUUGAGAUCUUUAGAAGGUUGCCUGUAGGUGAAGAAAGGAGUGCAUGCGCAUGUGUUUCCAAACGCUGGCUUAUGCUUCUAAGCAAUAUUUGCAAGAGUGAAAUCUGUAACAAAAGUACCAACUCAGAUGACAAGAAUAAAAUGGAAGUUGACAGUGAAGAGUUCGGAGGUGAGGGAUAUCUUUCCCGGAGCUUAGAAGGAAAGAAGGCAACAGAUGUUAGACUUGCUGCAAUUGCAGUUGGAACCGCAUCACGAGGAGGAUUGGGAAAGCUUUCAAUCCGUGGAAGCAACUCAGUUCGUGGGGUGACUGCUCUAGGUCUCAAAGCAGUUGCUAGUGGAUGCCCUUCUCUAAAGGCUCUUUCUCUAUGGAAUGUUUCUUCUGUUGGUGAUGAAGGCAUAAUCGAGAUCGCUAAUGGAUGUCAACAGCUAGAGAAGCUUGACCUCUGCAAAUGCCCUGCAAUCUCUGACAAGGCUUUAAUCGCAGUUGCAAAGAAGUGUCCAAAUCUGACCGAGUUAUCAUUAGAGUCUUGUCCUAGCAUUUGCAAUGAAGGUCUACAAGCUAUUGGAAAGUUCUGCCCUAAUCUGAAAUCUAUAUCUAUCAAGGACUGUGCCGGUGUUGGUGAUCAGGGAAUUGCUGGCCUGUUUUCUUCAGCUUCUUUGGUUCUGACGAAAGUGAAGCUCCAGGCUUUGACUGUUUCUGAUCUUUCUUUGGCUGUUAUUGGACAUUAUGGAAAAUCAGUUACCGAUCUUGUCCUUAAUUUCCUUCCAAAUGUUAGUGAAAGGGGCUUCUGGGUUAUGGCCAACGCUAAUGGAUUGCAUAAAUUGAAGUCACUCACAAUUGCAUCCUGCAGAGGAGUAACAGAUGUUGGACUUGCAGCUGUUGGAAAGGGUUGCCCUAAUUUGAAAAGCGUACACCUUAAUAAGUGUGCGUUUCUCUCAGACAAUGGAUUGAUUUCAUUCACCAAGGAAGCUAUAUCACUUGAAAGCCUACAAUUGGAAGAGUGCCACAGAAUUACCCAAUUCGGGUUUUUCGGUGUCCUUUUUAACCGUGGUGCUAAAUUGAAGGCUCUUUCACUUGUAAGCUGCUAUGGGAUCAAAGACUUGGACUUGGAAUUUUCUCCGGUAGCUCCUUGUGAAUCACUCCGUUCAUUGACAAUCUGUAACUGCCCUGGAUUUGGCAACGCUACCCUUUCUGUACUCGGAAAGUUGUGCCCUCAGCUUCAACAGGUUGAAUUGACUGGACUUAAGGGAGUGACAGAUGCUGGUUUGCUUCCACUGCUUGAGAGCUCCAAGGUUGGUCUCGUUAAAGUUAAUCUUAAUGGUUGUAUCAAUCUUACCGACAAAGUAGUUUCAUCCCUGGUCAAUCUACAUGGUUGGACUCUUGAGGUUCUAAACCUUGAAGGUUGUAAAAAUAUCAGCAACGCUAGCUUGGUAGCAAUUGCUGAACACUGCCAAUUGCUUUGUGAUCUUGAUGUUUCCAUGUGUACAAUCUCUGAUGCUGGGAUGGCAGCCCUGGCACAUGCAAAACAGUUAAAUCUACAGAUUCUUUCUCUGUCAGGCUGCACUUUGAUUACGGACAGGAGUUUGCCCGCUUUGAGGAAAUUGGGCCACACCCUUUUGGGACUAAAUAUCCAGCAUUGCAAUUCGAUUAGCAGCAGCGCAGUUGAAAUGCUUGUUGAACAUCUUUGGAGGUGUGACAUCCUCUCAUGAAUGCAAGAUUUAUUCUCACUCGGCAAUUUAGGCUCGAAACAGAACACGCAGAAGUCUAGUUACACGACAUAGUAGUUUUUUGGUCCAUUGACUUUGGGUCUUGAUCAUCAUCCAGCAACCUGGUUCCCUUUUUCCGGAGUAUGCAGUCAUUUAACCAUCAUUUUUUCAGAUUCCUAUGAUUGGAAUUCUGUUUUUGGCACCUUAUUUGGUUGCCGCCUUUUAAAUGGCUGCAUAUCUCUGAGAACACAGCGACUGGGUUCUGGAGUUAGGAAUCUUUUGUUUCUUUGUGUUGGCAGCCCGAUGUUUUUAGCUCGGCUUCAUAUCGGUUUUGCCACAAUGUCAUAGUUCUAUGUCUAUGUUUUUACAGUUAUCUGUACCAUCAUGUCCAUAGGUGUUUUGACUCAAAGGACAGUUUCAGUAUUUGUGCUCUUGUUAGGGUUGUUGCAGUUGUCAGGUUCGGUGUUAUGAUGCCUUGUUUUUGGGGACCUUGGCCGUGGCGGCAAGUUAUACAUGUCUGCCAUGACAAUCUUCUUCCAAGAUUGUUUUUUUAUCAGGCCCUAGUUUUUUUAAGGCUUCAUUUUUUAUGAACUUGUCACUGUAACUUCUCUAUAUUGUGUAUUGAUGCUGAUAUUUGCCUUUUGUGCUGUAUGGUAUAUUACCACAAUGAUGAAAUAAAAUUUGCAGUUUCUUUCCAAAA
Trifolium pratense (red clover) is the source of this 3332-nucleotide messenger RNA. RefSeq names its product EIN3-binding F-box protein 1. Gene Ontology annotation, molecular function: protein binding. The transcript has 2 exons. The record is from RefSeq and is a predicted model, not a curated record. The coding region runs from base 704 to 2635 and encodes 643 amino acids. Gene Ontology annotation, biological process: SCF-dependent proteasomal ubiquitin-dependent protein catabolic process. NCBI's taxonomy places the organism in Eukaryota, Viridiplantae, Streptophyta, Magnoliopsida, Fabales, Fabaceae. Gene Ontology annotation, cellular component: SCF ubiquitin ligase complex.